ACGUGGUGUGGACUGACAUGAUCUUGGCCUACUCCAACCACGGCCACCUCGAAGAAGCCAUGAAGAUGUUUGCACGGAUGCCACAGCGCGAUCUCGUCGCUUAGACGGCAAUGGUGGCGGCAAUUGCUUUGCACGGGAGGUUGAUGGAUGGCAUCUUGUUCGACCAAAUGUCCCAGCAUGAUAUCGUCGCGUGAAACACGAUGCUGGGAGCUUACAUCCAGAGCAAUUGCCCUCGUCCAGCGCGGGAGCUCUUCGCGACCAUGAUGGUGAGAGACACAGCGAGCUGGAUUGCCGCGAGCACUCAAAGGGGGAAUCUCUUGCAGGCCGGGAAGAUCUUCUCCACGUUGCCUGAUCGGAGCAUUGUGCCGUGGAACGCGAUGAUCCAUGGCUGCGCACAGAAUGGCCACGCUGAGUUUUUGACAGCAUGGCGAUGGAGAAACGAGAUAAGUUUCCAGGCGAUUCUCCUGACUUGCGGAAGCUCCGAGUGGCACUCAACUACUUUCGAUCUAUGGUGGCCGAGUACAGCAUUUCUCCAUGUGAUUCACUUCCAGGCGAUGGCAGAUGUGCUGGGACGAGCCGGGCUGGUUGCCGAGGCCGAAGGUCUGCUGCUGGCAAUGCCCUUCUAGCCGCAUUUCCUC
Molecule: messenger RNA, 638 nt
Organism: Selaginella moellendorffii
Lineage: Eukaryota; Viridiplantae; Streptophyta; Lycopodiopsida; Selaginellales; Selaginellaceae
Product: pentatricopeptide repeat-containing protein At2g44880-like
Exons: 2
Coding region: 201-626 (141 amino acids)
Molecular function (GO): protein binding
Source: RefSeq, a predicted model, not a curated record